Messenger RNA from Poecilia latipinna (sailfin molly), 2927 nucleotides. Its product is annotated as proteasome activator complex subunit 4B-like. The record is from RefSeq and is a predicted model, not a curated record. NCBI's taxonomy places the organism in Eukaryota, Metazoa, Chordata, Actinopteri, Cyprinodontiformes, Poeciliidae. The transcript is spliced from 24 exons. Bases 252 to 2912 code for a protein of 886 amino acids. Gene Ontology annotation, molecular function: proteasome binding; peptidase activator activity. Gene Ontology annotation, cellular component: nucleus; spermatoproteasome complex; cytosol. Gene Ontology annotation, biological process: proteasomal ubiquitin-independent protein catabolic process.
UGUGUGAUAUGGGGUGAGAGAGGUGACACCGCGGUCUGACACUGCAUAACUGAGAGAAACAGGCCCAGCUCAGGGCUUUGGCCAGCUCAAUUAGCGUGACAUACUUUCCUCCGGGCUGCUGGACACAGCGGAUUAUGCCCUCUAACUUCUGCCGCGCUCUUUCCAGAAGGUGCGACAUUAACCAGACGCGCGAUUUUCCUUAAGAGCCCCUUCAAGAGCCAACACUACAGCGACCCGAGCCACGGUGGGACAUGACUGUGGACGGGGGUGUGGAGGGGUUUAUUCCCCAGAAGGAGAUUGUUUAUAACGGUAUGUUGCCUUACUGUGACCGCUUGGACCGGGAGGCCGCGGAGCUGCUGGCGGAGAUCAAAGCCAACCUGAGCAGGGCGGUUCUCCUCAGGGAGCUGUGGCCCGGAGUCGCCUUCUGGUCCAGGAAACUCUUCUCAUUUCUGAAGUUCUAUGGCCGGAGGUUCAGCAAAGAGGAUCACAUUCUCUUCAUCAAUCUACUCUAUGAGUUGGUCACGCUACCGAACCUGGAGCCCCACAUGAUGUGCAGCUAUGCCAGACUGCUCAUUCAGCUUCUCAAGAAGAAGGAGUUGCUGUCAAGAGAUGACCUUCAGCUACCAUGGAGGCCCCUCUACGAGCUGUACGAGAGACUCAUCUACUCCAAAACGGAGCACCUGGGUCUCGUCUGGUUCCCAAACUCAGUGGACCACAUAUUGAAGGCUUUGAUCAAAAGCUGCAGACUGUAUUUCCCAGCAUCCUCAACCAAGGAGAUGCUGGAUGAGUGGCGCCCCCUGCUGUGCGUGUUUGACGUGGUCAUGCAGAAGGCAAUCAGCAACAUGGAGCUGUUUCUGCCCACCAUCAUGCCCCCGCAGGAACACAGCCAGGGCUUCCAGUUGUGGUUUGAUGAGUUAAUGAAUCUGUGGAUGUCGGUGCAAAAUCAGCCGAGCUGGGAAGGGCACCUAGUGAACCUGUUUGCUCGGCUUGCCAACGAUAACAUCGGCUAUGUGGACUGGACUCCUUAUAUUCCCACAAUCUUUACCAGAAUCUUGCGAAGUUUAAACCUUCCGGUUGGGGUCAGUCAGAUGGUGGCGCCGAGAUACCUCAUCAACUCCUACGACAUUGGAUACUUGGUUUUAUGGAUCACGGCACUGCUGGGCGGACCAGGAAAUCCUGCACAGAAAGAACUGACCUGCCUCUUCAACAGCAUUGCCUCCUUCUUCCACCCCUCCAACCACGGUCGCUGGCAGUCUCGACUGAUGAGGCUGCUGCAGCGACUGCCAGCUAGCGUCGUACGCCGCGUGCAUCGGGAACGCUACGCUGGAUCCAGCUGGAUCACUCCGGUGCCCGAGUGUCAAAAACUGACAGAUGCAGACCUGCAAGAGUUCACCCGCAGCCUCACUGGCGCCGCCCUCUUGGCCAUGUUCAGCAAAACUGGCAGCACAGAUGCAGCCUAUGCUCUCCAGAACCUGGCUCUGCUCACACCACAACUCGUCAUACCGCCUGUACUUGAAAAGACCUAUGCGGCGAUGGAGACCCUGACGGAGCCGCACACGCUCACCGCCACCCUCAGCUGCAUGAUCGGCAUGGCGCGCAGCCUCGUUUCCCCUGACAACCGCUACCCAGAGGGCCGCGCUCACGUGCUCCCAUUGCUCAUGGGCUCUCUCCCGGGGGUGGACCCCAACGACUUCAGCAAGUGCAUGAUAACGUUCCAGUUCAUCACCACCUUCACCACCUUGGUGCCUUUAGUGGACUGCUCAUCUGCUCCGUUUCGACAGACGGAUCUCACCGAGAUUGAAAAAGAUCUCUGCUUUGCCUCAGCCGGCUUUGAAGACUUCGUGCUGCAGUUUCUGGACAGAUGUUUUGCUCUCAUAGACAGCAGCACUCUGGAGCAGACGAGAGACGAGACGGAGACGGAUACCCAGACUCAUUUGGAGAGCCUGGUGGAGCUGGGACUGUCUUCCACCGUUAGUACGAUCCUAACACAGUGCUCCACAGAAAUCUAUGAGGUUGCGUUGCAGAAGCUGUACAACUUUGCCACCUCCAGCAUCUUUGAGACGUGUGUGUCAGGCAGAAUGGUGGCCGACAUGUGCAGGGCUGCAGCAAAGUGUCAUCCUGCUGAGUCUCUCCGUCUGUUCGUCCCUCACUGCUGCAGCAUCAUCUCGCUCAUUACUGACAAUGUGGAGCUGCAGAACGAAGAUGAGCUGGAUAAGGAGCUGCUGUGGAAUCUCCAGCUGCUCUCUGAGGUAAUCCGUGUGGAUGGCGAACAGCUGCUAAAAUACCAAGGGGAGCUGGAGCGCAUCCUGCGCGUGUGUGUGCAUCUUCGCUGUAAGCAGGCCUACACACUCGCUUGCAGCUUGCUGGAGCACACACUCCGCUCGCUGUCUCUCAUCUAUCCCACCGAGUACCGCAGCACCUCUGGGGGCUUCGAUUCCGACCUCCCCAUCCGGGACUGGGGCCGAGCCGGAGAUGUGGCAGCGUUGGGUGUGUGUUGGCAUGUGCCGUGCCAGGAGGAGGAAAACUUUGUUUUCCAGCUGCUGUCGUCGCUCCUGCAUCCCCAGCUGCAGCGAAUCAAAGGCCACGUGUCUGGAGCUCAGCCAAUGACCAGGGAGGAGUUGUGGCAGAGCUUAGCGAUCGUGCAGCACUGCCUUCUCGGAGCUGGGAGCAUGCUGCCCCCUUUGGAUGGCGCACACGUCCCUGACCUGGUGCCCUCCAUGGUGAAUCUGGGGGAGAUCAAACUGCACGUAGGUGUCGAGUAUGAUGAUUCAUGGGAAAACUACAGAGUGUCCAUCUGCCAGACCAUGAGACUUCUGCUUCAUCACAUCCUGGAGCACUCGGAAGAUGAUACAAAAUCCCUUUUUGUCAUCAUUAAGGUGCCCGAUCCUUUAUUUCUGCCACAAUCACUCUAGGGGAUGUCAAACUCC